AUGCCUAAAGGGAGCAAGAGAGAUCCAGCACUGGGGAAACUGUCCCUUUGUCCCUUGGUGCUGCAGGUUGGUGGCUUUGCCUGGGAGAACUGCGGUGAUGGGAGGAACCCAGUGGUCCUGCAGAGCCUUUCUGUGGCCCCCGACCCCAUCAGCAUCCCGGGGAGCCUGCGCGUCAGCGCGGCCGCCAGCAGCAGCACCACCAUGGCCUCCCCGCUGAAGGUGGUGACGGUGGUGGAGAAGGCGCUGGGUGAACUCUGGAUCCAGCUGCCCUGCAUCGACCAGCUGGGCAGCUGCACCUACGAUGACAUGUGUGCUGUCCUUGACAACCUCAUCCCACCUGGCACCCCCUGCCCGGAGCCCCUGCUGACCUAUGGCAUCCCCUGCCACUGCCCCUUCAAAGCGGGCUCCUACUCCCUGCCAGCCAGUGACUUCCUCCUUCCCGAUGUGGAGCUGCCCUCCUGGAUGACCAACGGCAACUACCGGGUCCGUGUGGAGGUCAGCAACGGCGGGCAGGAGCUCGCCUGUGUCAAGCUGGCCUUCUCCCUGCAGUCCCACUGA
Molecule: messenger RNA, 558 nt
Organism: Chaetura pelagica (chimney swift)
Lineage: Eukaryota; Metazoa; Chordata; Aves; Apodiformes; Apodidae
Gene: GM2A
Product: GM2 ganglioside activator
Exons: 4
Coding region: 1-558 (185 amino acids)
Biological process (GO): ganglioside catabolic process; lipid transport
Cellular component (GO): cytoplasmic side of plasma membrane
Molecular function (GO): enzyme activator activity; lipid carrier activity
Source: RefSeq, a predicted model, not a curated record